CGUGUCUUCUCCCCGCAGCCGCCCCCGAGGGCAGCGUGGCCGGCGACUCUGCCUUCAGCCGCGCGCCGCGCUGUGCGCAGGUGGAGCGGGCUCAGCACUGCAGCUGCGAGGCCGGAUUCCACCUGAGCGGCGCCGCCGGCGACAGCGUCUGCGAGGAUGUGAACGAGUGUGAGCUCUACGGGCAGGAGGGGCGCCCCCGGCUCUGCAUGCACACCUGCGUGAACACCCCGGGUUCUUACCGUUGCACCUGCCCCAGCGGAUACCUAACCCUGGCCGACGGGAAGAGCUGUGAGGAUGUAGAUGAAUGUGUGGGCCUGCAGCCGGUGUGCCCCCAGGGGACCACGUGCAUCAACACCGGUGGAAGCUUCCAGUGUGUCAGCCCUGAGUGCCCCGAGGGCAGCGGCAAUGUGAGCUACGUGAAGACGUCUCCAUUCCAGUGUGAGCGGAACCCCUGCCCUAUGGACAGCAGGCCCUGCCGCCAUCUGCCCAAGACCAUCUCCUUCCAUUACCUAUCUCUGCCUUCCAACCUGAAGACGCCCAUCACGCUCUUCCGCAUGGCCACCGCCUCUGCCCCCGGCCGAGCUGGGCCCAACAGCCUGCGCUUUGGGAUCGUGGGUGGCAACAGCCGCGGCCACUUUGUGAUGCAGCGCUCAGACCGGCAGACUGGGGAGCUCAUCCUCGUGCAGACCCUGGCGGGGCCUCAGACGCUGGAGGUGGACGUCGACAUGUCGGAAUACCUGGACCGCUCCUUCCAGGCCAACCACGUGUCCAAGGUCACCAUUUUUGUAUCCCCCUAUGACUUCUGAGGGUACACAGGAGCACCGGGGUGUGGAGAUCUGACCUCAUUUCUCUUCCCCGAAGGCUCAGCUUGGGGCCCUGAGUGCGUGGACCCUCCCGCCUGCUCCCGCCCUCUCGCCAGUGCACCCAGGCUUCUAGGCCGGCGUUGCACGGUGUCCCAUGGAAUAGCACAGAAGAGCAGCCGCAAAACUCAACCUGCUGCCAUCACAUUUUUUUUUUUUUUUCCUGCUUUGAGGCCCUUCCCUUAGAUUAUGCACUAACUUUCUUAAACCUUUUUCAUUCAGGGGAUGGGUGGCUCUCCAAAAUGCUGUGCAAAUGGCCUUGUGAGUUUGAACUGCUGGGGAGAGAAAAGCUGGCAAUGUGUGUCGGAUGACUAUCAGCCCUUCUGCAUUUUUAUAGCCAGGCUUGCUAUGAAUGAGGCCCUUCUAGUCGUGCGGGGGGCCUAGUCAUGCCUCUGCGUAUGUAGCAUAAGAAGUGGAGUCUCCUCCCAUGACCCACAGCACGUUGUUCUUACCUGCCUUUUCCUCUGUGACAUGCCUGCCUGCCUUCUCAUCAGAGAGCCACAGGAGGGCCUUAAACCCCACGCAGAUCCUUCUAGACCAAGGACCCAUUGUUAAAAGCAUGGAUUCUGCCUGAGUUACUUCCCUUUUGAGAAAUCAUAUCUCAAAUACAUAACCUGGUAAUAUAACUGGAAAAAUAAAAGCAAUUGCUCCUUCCUGCCCGCC
Molecule: messenger RNA, 1523 nt
Organism: Macaca mulatta (Rhesus monkey)
Lineage: Eukaryota; Metazoa; Chordata; Mammalia; Primates; Cercopithecidae
Source: RefSeq, a predicted model, not a curated record